Messenger RNA from Macrobrachium nipponense, 1727 nucleotides. RefSeq names its product sorbitol dehydrogenase-like. Gene Ontology annotation, biological process: D-sorbitol catabolic process. The transcript has 9 exons. Gene Ontology annotation, molecular function: zinc ion binding; L-iditol 2-dehydrogenase (NAD+) activity. Lineage: Eukaryota; Metazoa; Arthropoda; Malacostraca; Decapoda; Palaemonidae. The record is from RefSeq and is a predicted model, not a curated record. The coding region runs from base 214 to 1290 and encodes 358 amino acids.
UCGUACAGAGCAAUCGAAUAAUUCCUCUUGUACUUCUUCUAUCUGCAGUAUCUGUCAAAAUUCCAUCGAGUUCGGUCGCGUGUUGAUGUGUCUCAACUCGAUAAGUGUUACUGGCCUGUCGUAGAUACCAGGAAAUCACUGAGAGCCGAAGGUGAGAUAGCGAGGGAGGAGGUGAGUUCCUUGGAGUCGAAGUUUAAAACCCGAAUCUGCAGAAUGAAUACCUUCCAACUCGGCGACAGCGGAAUGCCCCAUGACAAUCUGACGGCGGUGUUGUACAAAGCUCAAGAUAUGAGACUCGAGCAGAGGGAAAUACCCACUCCCGGAAAAGGAGAGGUGUUGAUCCAAAUCACCAGAGUAGGGAUCUGUGGGUCGGACGUCCACUAUUGGUGGAGAGGAAGGGCUGGACGAUUUGUGGUCGAAUCUCCCAUCGUCCUUGGCCACGAGUCCUCGGGAACCGUCGUCCAAUGCGGACCAGGAGUCCAGAACUUGAAGCCAGGUGAUCGCGUUGCCAUAGAGCCGGGAGUGCCUUGCAGGAGUUGCGAACUCUGUAGGACUGGGAGGUACAACAUCUGUCCUGAGGUGAAGUUCUGUGCCACCCCUCCGGUAGAUGGCACCCUGACCAGGUACUACGUCCAUCCUGCAGAUUUCUGUUUCAGGUUACCUGACCACGUAAGCGACGAGGAAGGAGCCUUGCUGGAGCCCUUGGCUGUUGCAGUGUACUCUUGCAGGAGGGCUGAAGUGUCCCUGGGAUCUCCCGUCCUGAUCCUAGGCGCUGGGCCCAUAGGGCUCGUUUCUCUCCUCGCUGCUAAAGCCUUGGGGGCAGGACCCAUCUGCAUCACAGACAUCAAUGGAGAUCGACUGAGUUUUGCCAAAGGUUUGGGUGCAGAUUACGCAGUCAAUGUAAAGGAUCUGACUCCUGAAGGAGUAGCUGCAAGAGUUCGAGAGGCGUUGCCUUCCCCUCCAACAUCAGUCAUUGAAUGUUCUGGGGCUGUCUCCUCUUACCAAGCAGGAAUUUUGGCAGCUGGACCAAGGGGAGUGAUGGUGACUGUUGGCAGAGGAAAUUAUGAAGUAUCUCUCCCGUUAACAACAGCUGCUGCAAAGGAGCUGGACAUUAGAGGAAUAUUCAGAUAUGCUAACUGUUAUGGAACAGCAUUAGCAUUGGUAGCUUCAGGUCAAGUGGAUCUUAGUUCUCUAGUGACUCACCACUUCUCCAUCAAUGAUGUCCAUCAAGCUUUCCAUACUGCUAAGGAUGGAAAGGCGAUUAAAGUUAUGAUCAAAAUUCACGGAUAACAUUACUGUCAGGUGACUGUAUUUUUUACAGUAAUUUGAAUUUGUUUAGUGGUAUGAAUUUCUAAUAACAGGUUUGUUUUGAGUACCUCCAUGACUGAAGAAAGAGUCUCAUUACAUAAGUGUCCUUCCUAGGAAGCAAAUAUGUUAUAGCAAAACUGCCUCAAAGGCAAGAUUUUAACAUUAGCCACCUUACUGGACUGGUUGGUUUCAAAACGUGUGCUUUUCCAGUUUACUGUUGAAUGUGAUGUAGAAGCUAAAUGCUGUUAGAGUGGAUUUUAAAUUACAAAGUUUAAAAAGCUUGCAUAACACAGGUAAAGUUACAAAUCAAAUAUUCAAAAUAAGGUAUUGAAACGAAGUAUAGAGCAGGAUCAAUAACACCCUUCAUGGUAAGAUUGGCUUUAUUUUUCUUAAAACGUCUCUUUUUCAACCGUACUUUU